AUGUACCAGGACAGCGGCGAGUUCGGCGACUCGGCAUUUCUCUGCAUCUGGGGCUUGGGCUUCGGCGUCGGCCUCCUGUUCCAGGUCAGCGGCGGGUUCGGCGACGCGGCAUUUCUCUGCCCCUGGUGGUGGGCCAAGUGCUGGCAGUUCGGCGUCAAGGUCAGCUGUUUCAGGUCGGCUAAACGUUGCUGCAUCACGACAGUCAAUGCUGGCUCGCAUGGGCCGCUGUUUGAGUAUCUCUCGGAGUACCAGGGCUCGGUUCUCUUGGCGCAGGAGACCAGAGUCGUGGAGGCCCGUUUAGGAGAAUUUCAGAAUAGGGCGAGGGAUGCAGGCUGGCACGGGCUGUGGUCAGCAGCGUUAGAGACGGGCGAGUCGGCCAUGUCCAACUCGAGUGGGGUGGUGGUCUUUGCUCGCACCAACAUCACCAUCACCGCCCCCCCUGACGGCAGCCAUGUGAUAUAUCCUGGAAGAGCGGUAUGCGCCCACGUGCAAUGUGGGGUCCCAGGUGGCAUUGUCUUUGCUAGCGUUUACUUUGUGACGGCGAUUGGCAUGACUGGAGAAAAUCUUGCUAUACUUUGGGCAGUUGUGCAGAGGAUUGCUCAGUGGCAGGCUCUGGGACUGGACUGGGUGAUAGGCGGAGAUUGGAAUUGCGACUUCUAUGCCGUCAAUGUCAAAGGUUGGGUCGAGAAGCUUGCAGGCUUGGCGUUUGUUCCGUCGGAGGCCACGUGCAUUACCGACGCUGGUUCGUCCAAGAUUGAUUAUUUUCUGGCCGCCAGCAUUUUGGUUCCAAGACUCGACAGGCAGGCGGUGGUGAUGAAUGCCCAAGCCACCAUUCCACCUCCACAUUUUCCCGUGCAGCUGGUGGUCCAUGGGUCGGACAGGCCCAUGUGGUGUCGAGUUGCUGAUGAACCGAGGAAGUUUCCCCCGAUCCCACCAGUAGGAUGUGCGAGGUACCCUUACAACUGGGACGGGAUCAAAGGCAUGUUUGAGUCGGUGAAGGCGCCCAGUGACUUACCGCGUGUGUGGGAUGCAGUACUUGAUGGCGUUGAUUUCGAGAUCGCUGGGAGAUUUGACAAAGUCGAUGGUAAGGCCCAGGAAUUCGUUGGACGAGCUGGACCCCCGAGAUUCAAAUGGGAACAAACGACAUGGACUCCACCUCGAAAGCGAGAAUAUCGAGACUCCAGGGUAGCUGCGUGGGCCACGGCAAAGCGUUGGGUGGCCCACUUGCGGUCGGAGAAGGAUAAGCUGCACCGUUUCUGUGAGCGGCUCCGAAUAUGCAGUGCGGUGUGCACGUUAACCGAGAUGCAGUACUUCAAGGUGCUGCAGGCGUUCGACGAGGCUGGGAGAUAUUGUGACAAGAUUUCUGCUGAGCAGUGGGUGCUCAAGGAUUUGGGUGAGGAGUUCAGUGAAUUUCUGCAAAAAGGGUUGGUGAUGAUUGUCGAUCCAAACUUUGAGAGUAUCACUGAUGCCAUUUCCGCCCAGGCCGACAAG
Molecule: messenger RNA, 1491 nt
Organism: Prorocentrum cordatum
Lineage: Eukaryota; Dinophyceae; Prorocentrales; Prorocentraceae
Source: the annotation of a GenBank genome assembly